Molecule: messenger RNA, 975 nt
Organism: Echinococcus granulosus
Lineage: Eukaryota; Metazoa; Platyhelminthes; Cestoda; Cyclophyllidea; Taeniidae
Exons: 6
Coding region: 1-975 (324 amino acids)
Source: RefSeq, a predicted model, not a curated record
AUGUCUAAACGCCAGUUGUGUCAAAUAAAUGCGAAACAGCUACUAGGUUGUUUGUUCGCUGAGUCGAUAAAGCCACAACAAAUACAGAUCAAUUUACUAAGGAAUACAAGUUUCGAAAGUAGUCGAGGUGGAAUUAUGAUCAUGAGAAAUGGGAUGGUAAAAUGUGACGUAUAUCCUCGAAAAUUGCAACUGGGGUCAAAUCAACUCAUGGAUUGUGUAGAUUGUUUAUGUUCAAAUAGCGAAAUUGAUAAUUUUGUUUUCCGGUUUUUGAGUAGAAAUUGGUGUCAUCAUCGUAAAUACAGUGGCUGGGGUGUCAUGAUCAAACGCCCUGUCAAAUGUAUUUUCGCUGAAGUCAUGUGCUUAUCAAGAAUACCAUCAUUAUUGGCACAGAUAAGCAUAAAUGAAUGGGGAGAUGCAAAUCCCAUACUUUUACUGAAUGUGGUUAUCGGAGAGCCUGUUGUUCUUUCAAUUGACUACGUUGUUGCUGCCUCUACUGGAAUAUUGGUUCAACUGUUUCGCAGAUGCCUCAAUGUUCUUUUGAUGCGCAGUAAAGUGGCAGAUUUAUUUGUAAUUACUCGUCAUUCAGAUACGUGGUGUGUUUGGCUGGACGUGGAUUCCUCUGAACCUUCAAGGCAAUGGUGUUUGACUGCUGAAUGGAAGAUAAAACUGUGGAAGUUCGGCGUUCUUCAUUCCAUUUCUUCAGUGCCACAACAGGUAGGCAUAUAUAAUUUUACUUUGUGUGCGGUCCGCGAAGCUGCAUUUGUGGCACUUUUUGUGUCAAGUUGUGAAUUUAAAAUACACAAGGACAAAUUUCGUUUCAAAAAUGACAGCACAUCCCAAAUCUACAUUGACACAUAUUUAAAUGUUUUGAUGAAUCUAAUCGGUGUUGACAAAUGGUUUUCAUUUGGAGCUAUACGAUUACCAUACGAAUUCGGACAUAGUUGUCAGAAACAAAGAAGUGUACAUGUCUCUUAA